UUUAUUAUUUGAAUGCACAAAUAUUAGGUAACAGUAACUAGGUUUAAAUUUUUUUUUCUUAUCCCCCCCCAUACAAAAAUGAUAUAUACGCCACUGUAGAUGUUAACCCAUAACUACUAUAUAUCUUCUGUUAUUAUUUAUUUCACUAUUGAAUAUAACUAUCAUUGUAUCCCUUUGAUACUAGUCAACAACUGUAGUCUAUCACGGUAGCAACUAUCGCAUGGCAUAACUUUUUAAGAUAUUUUGGAGAAGUAUCAUGAACCAAGAGCAUCUUUGAGAGAUGACUUUUAUACAAGCACCAUUUAAAUCAAGAAAAAUAUUUGAAUUUUGUACAUUUGAUUUAAUUGUUACUCCAUAUUUAUUGACAAAUUAUUUAAUCAAUAUUAUUAAUUAUAUUUGUUCUUUUUUUAUGAAUAUGUUUAUGUUCCUUGACACAUUUUCCUAAUGUAUGAUAUGAACGUCAUCUACAACUUAUAAAAUGAUUUAUUAAACUUAAAAACUAUUACCUAUGUAUUUAUAUAAGUUUGUUUAUGUUUGUCAGUAGUUUAUUUAAGAGUAGAUUGGUAUUAGGUAGUUAUUCCCAUGAUCACAUCUGGAAUAAAUCUAAUUGAGUGUUAACACUAAAAUUACUUUAACAACAUAAAUAUGAACAAUUGUUUAUAAUAUUGUCAAUACAGUUUUCAUUUCAAUCAUCAAAAUUAAUUGUAUACAUGCUUUGAAAAUGUUAUGACACACAUUACAAAUGCAUUUACUAACCAUUACACUUUUGAAAAUUGUCAACUAAAUGUAUAUUUUCGAAUAGCUUCUAGUCAUAGUUAUACAACAAAAACUUCAAAGAUAACUCGGUCUUUACAUCCAUAUAAAAUAUUAAUAAGACAAGUCUUAAAAUCCACAAUGCUGAAUAAUGGGUACCUAUAGUAAAUUGGUAAACGUAGAUAUUAUUUUUUUAUAAAAAAAGAAUAUUGUGGUCGUCCAGAGCGAGAAGUGAUAUAUACAUUUUAUUAAUAGAGAAUUGUAUGUAGAUUCCAUUCAAAUAGCAAGUUCAACUAAUUUUCCAGUAGUGUCCUUGAGAGUUUUCAAAACCCAUAAGAAACCAAAAAACAAUAAAAUAUUAAUUGUUACAUCAAUAAUAAAAUAUUAAUUGUUACAUCAAUAAUUAAAUAAUACUUAUUGAAUUAUUUGCAAUAAUUAGGUAUACUUAAGUUAGGUUACCAUAUAGGUAGUUUUUGUAAUUUUUAGAUUUCGAAGAAAAUAGUCAACAAUAGUUUUUACUUUUUCUCUUCUGCUCUUACAUUAGUUGCAAUGUCAAAUAUAAUAUUACAAAAUUGAUAAUUUACUGUAAUAAAGGUACUUAUUUGAUUUUCAGAUACAAAUUCUUACAAAACAGUAUUAAAAAUUGAAAUACUUUUAUUCUAGUUUCUAAUAUAAAAUUGGUUUUUAGCUUUUCAUAAGUCAUCACACAAGCAUAGGCAAUAUGGCCCAUUAUUCUGUUGAAAUAAAUAAAAGUAAACUCUUAAUACUUAAAAAAAAACAAUAUUUUGUUUUUGUGCAAAAAAUAUGGCUCAAAGUGGCCAACCAUUUUGAAUAGGUAAUGAAAAAGACAGAAAAAUAAUAUUAGUAUAUGAGGAAAUAAUAAAAAAAAAACACCAUACAAGACAAAAAAGCAGGGGGGAGUGGUACGCGAUGGCGAGGUGCCACUGGCCACCUCCAUACGAUCCCUCGAAGUCUCGACCCGUCCCAUUGAGUGCAAUGGCCAGCGCGUUUGCUCUCGGGCGACGGCCAUCAUGACAGGGCCAAGGCCCGACAGCCACGACCGCUGGAGCGACGAACGGUGAGCGGUCAGCGCGAUGUUGUGCGCAUUGACAAAGUACCGAGUGAGCUGACACAUAACCAUCGGAAUCGGCGGCGACCGGAGGCUUGACUUGACCGGCGGUAUUGCCAUUGGAAGAAAAAUGGGGACAAUCGUCGGACCACGCCGGAACGCACCGCGAUCCUGAUAUUCCCCGAUCCUCCCUGGGGUCCCGUCGGCCGCAUCUGCGUCCCAGGUGGCCGUCCAGGAGUCGUGCACCACCGUACCCUGAAACGUUAUCAGUUUUCCACGGGUCUGGCGGUGCUGACAUUCGUGUCCCUAGCUUAGUUAUCUAUCGCUCACCCGUUGUGUUUUGCAGCCCCCCCCCCCCCGCGUCGAGCACACAGUCAUCGUCGUGGUACCGUCGGGGCUGAGUCGUUGUCCGCGCCGGUAUCGCUAGCCGCUGUCUAGUCGUCCGUCUAUCGCUCCGAGGGCGACCGAAAAAUCCGGGACCCAGCCGAACCGCCAGAUGAGAACGCGUGACUCUGACCACUGCGAUCCCGUCGCACCACGGGAGGUCGGAGAACGUAUUUCGGCGGCUUACCGCCGUCCGCCGGACACCGUAAAGCGCUAUGGCGCGCACCAUUCUCCACGUCGCCGUUGCCGCCGUCUUGUCUUGGUGUUCUUCAGCUAUGGCGGAGGGAUAAGGGAAACUGCGGAUCUCAUUCCCUUCGGCAGCAGCAACCGCACGGUAACAGGCUCUUGACGCCUCUCCGUGCGGCGCUGACAAUGCGCCUCGGCCGACCGCGCGAAGGGUUUCUCGUUACCGCAAUGGGCGCAAUGGUUGUCGCCGGAUGUUUCUGCCUGUCCUGCAGCUCCGUAUAUCUUCCCUCUCUUCUUGUAUUCCCUCAGCCGGCACGUCUUCCUCGUGAACCUCGCCGCCAGUCAGUAUACGACGCCCUGCCCAUUGUUCCCUGUCGUCUCGAUGGGCGGCAGUGCUGGUUCGAUGUCACCACUUUCCGGCAUGCUGCACACUGCGUCAACAAUCUCGGUCACGAUGCAUCGCAUCUUCAUCUAUAUCCUCGGGGUUUGAAAUGAUUAGUUUUUCUUCGGGCGGAAGAAAAUCUUCGCCUUCGAUAGACAUCGUCCAGUUACCUGCAACGAAGCUCAGAACAUUUAAAUCAAGUGUCGCAAUUAUAAUUUCGUGAAUGGUAGCCAUUUUUUUUCGAUAUAUGUGGUUUGGUCAAUCAUAAAUAGAAUAGCCACCGUUUGGAUUUCGGGCUCCUUUAUUUUUCAAAAAAUCAUUAUUAUUGAAAUAUUCUCAAUAAUAUUAUAGGUACUACCUAUAAUAUUAUUAAUAACAAGGAUUUGUAUUUAGAUUUUUACUAUACUACAGUGCUCGUCUUAUACUUUUCAGGUGAAAUCUUUAAAUCUUUUAGAAACGAUGAAUGUAUUGAUUAUGCAAUGACAUGAUUCAACGUAUGCAAACAAGUUUUAUGGUAAACAAAUUAUGAUUCGAUCUCCAAAGUGAUAUAUACCUAAACACCAAAGCAUAGUAAAUUUGUACUUUGAAGUGAUUGGAUCCAAGUAGUAAAGAUUAUAGUCAAAUCCAAUCAAAAAGAUGGCACCUGGAAGCAAUAUUUAUUAAUUUCAAGGUUUAGUGAUUCACAAUCAUUGUUAUUUUCCCAUUGCAUGUUACUGUAAAAAUAAUAAAUAAUAUUUGACAUCAAAUUUCUUUAUUUGUUGUAAGCUUAUUGUAACUUGGUGCUCUUUUGUUAAAGUUCAAGAUAAAUUAUUACAAAACCUUAAAAGCACUUGUUGACUUAACUAAUUACCCAUAUUAGCUUAUAACUUCUUAACUUAUUCAGUUAAAAUGUUUGUUGUUGUAAAUUAACUUUGGUGAUAAUUAAAAGGGCAAAUUAUAUGUUAAACUCUACCCUUAAAUAACAUUUUAACACGUGAAUUGUUAUAUAAAUAGGUACCUAAAUAUUAUGAUUUAUAAAAAGUAAUAAUUUUGUAUAAAAAUGCAUCUAUUCUGUUCGAAUUCAUAUUAUUUUUGAAAUCAAUACGAUAUCCACGGCUACGCUUUAUGUUUAAGACAUAACUUGUGGUUUAUAAUUGCGAUGUACUAUAUCAGUCUAUAAACCGUACUUAUUGUAUGAACCUCGUACUUAUAAGAAGUUAAUUGAAUUUGACAGUUAUAAGUAUUCGCAUUAGCUAGUUACCAGCUAUUACAUAUUAAAAAAAAUCACAACAAUGGAUUUCGAACCUGCGGAAUUCAUACCUGUUUGGGAAGAAUCACCAGAAGUAUAUUAUGACCCGGUGAUACUAGAACAUGAAUUAGAUCAGUUAAAAAAGGAAUAUUCCGAGAUAAAAUAUCGGUGCUCGGAACUAGAAGCAGAAAAUACACAGUUAAGAACGGCUGUAAAAACAAAAGAAAAAGAAAAAACAGAUCUCCAUAACUUAUUCAGAGAAAAUACAAUCAAAUUACCAAAUGUCCAAGCAAAAGUCUUGGAAUUAAAUAAGGAAAUAAAUAAGCUAACCACGGAUAAAAAAAAUUUGAUAAUGGCCAAUGAGAAUUCAAAAGAAAAACGCGAAGAAUUAGAAAAAAAAUAUAAAGAAGUUACGGAGAGUAAUACAGCUUUAGUGGUUGCGAACAGAAAGCUAGACAAAAUUCACGCGAAAUGUAAACUAGAAAAAGAAAAGGAAAUCAAGGAUAAACUUCGAACGAAAACUGAAAACGACAAAACAAAAGCUAAGAUUGAAGAACUUGAAAUUGAGAAUAAAGCACUGAAAACACAAAUUAGUAACCACGAGGACGAAUUACGAUUUAAAGAAAUGCAAAUUACAGGAUUGGCAAGAGCCAAUAAAAUUCUCGAGACUAAGGUUGAGAAUGUAUUGAUCAAAUUAACAGAUUCUGAAAAACUUGUAACAGUUCUAGAAAAAAAAAUAAAAACUAUGAAUAAGGAAUGUUCAGAGUCAAUACUUCGAUACUCGAGUCUGCUUAAACAAAACAAUAGCUUACAAAAAAAAUUGGACGAAGCAAAUGAAUUAUUGAUAACGGUCGAUGAAUUGAAAGAAAAUGAACGUGGAUUAUACAAACAAAUGAACACGUUUAAACGAAUAAUAUUAGCAGAGCAAUUGGAAAAUAAGAAAUUAAUCGAAAUCGCUCAUCAAUUGGAGAAACAAAAAACCAGGUUUAUAUACACAGGAGAAGACAUAACGAUAAUAAAGCGCAAAUUAGAAGAAUGCAUGAAACUCAAUCUUGAUCUGUCGAAGAAAUUCAGUAACCUCGACUGUCCUUUCUACCAGUCGAAAUAUGGUAAAAUUGAAGACAAGGAACCAGCCAUAAAAUGCGGUUCGAUAAAAGAAAAACAUUAUGAAAAUAAAAUAUUUGCUUUGGAACAAGUGAUCAAAGGGUUACAUUUAAAAUAUGAUAGUCAAGAGAAAAAACAGCUUCAAUAUCGAGGCGUGGUGAUUAAAAGCUUGUAUGAUGUAAAAAGAGCAGUAGAUAAAGAAAAGGCUACUAGAGCCUUGCUCGAAAAACAAAAAUAUAAUAUUAUCUAUGAUAAAUUAGAAGUCUUGGAUAAAGAUUCAAAGAUUCAAAAACUAGAGAUUCAAAAGGAUGAUUAUGAUCAGAAAUGUAAAUUACUUAAUAGACAAUCAACUUUGCUCUGCAGACAAGUAAGAAACGAUUUUAAGAAAAUGGAGUCCAUGAAAAAAAACAUUCGGAGAGCAAAUAAAGUUUUUGAAGGCGUGGAACAAAAAAAUGAUGAAUUACGAAAUAAGACUGAACAGGCAGAGAAAUUAGAGGAAUCUAUGAAAACGCAAUUAGAAUUUAAUAUCAAAUGCCAAAAACGUCAACAAUUAGAAGCAAACCAAAUGAAAUCUACUAUCGAAGAGUUUGAGAAAAAAAUCCAUAAAAUGCAAGAAGAGUUGAAUAAUACUAAACAAAAAAACGAUGAAUUGACAAACGCAGUUGCACGAUUUCAGACGUCAAGCGAAUUUGAUAAGAAAAUUCAAUCGAAAAAUAUCAACGAAGCGAAAAUUGAAAUCGGGAAAUUGUCAAUUGAAAAUAAAAAAUUAACAUUUGAAAACAAAUGUCUUUCGAAGUUGAAGGACGAAAAUAAAUUAUUACAAUCCAGAUUAAUGACUGGAGAACGGAAUUUGUUAUACCUUCAAACAAAAUUCGAUAAAUUGUACAACGAGAAACAACGCCAGAUAAAUGCAUCGAGAAUACCCAAAUUGUAGUUGGAAUGAAGAAGAAAGUCUCUAUUCCAGUUUUGUUCAAGCACAAAAUGUCCACGGUUUUAUAAUGUACAUUACUUAUUGUUAUACAUACAUUUAAUAAUAUAAUAAACAUGCAUAUAAAAUAAA
This is a messenger RNA of Myzus persicae (green peach aphid), 6166 nucleotides long. Its product is annotated as uveal autoantigen with coiled-coil domains and ankyrin repeats protein-like. The record is from RefSeq and is a predicted model, not a curated record. Bases 4046 to 6040 code for a protein of 664 amino acids. NCBI's taxonomy places the organism in Eukaryota, Metazoa, Arthropoda, Insecta, Hemiptera, Aphididae. The transcript is spliced from 16 exons.